UCGGAAAUUGCCUAGAAACGCGUCUCCACUGUAACGGAAGAUUCCUUCUUUAGGGUUUUCUUUUCUGGGCGUUUCCUGAGCAAGGCCCGGCUUCCCCUGUUUUCAGUGCACAAACUCCUGUUAGUCCUGAAGAAAUUGGUUCAGUGAUUUCUUUAGUGAGUACAUCUCUGUGUUUUCUGAAGAAAUCGGCUUUGUUUAGCACUAGAAGUGAAGAUUUCAUGAAAUUUGGUUUAGCGAUUUCUUCAGUGCUGAAACCUCUGUUCCUUCUCUAGGGUUUUCUUUUUUCCUUUUUAAGUGAAUUUCGAUGAGGACCGCAUCCACACCUACCUACGAGCCUACACGUUGACCAUUUGGAGACAAAUAGCUUGCCUUGCCCUGUUUUCAGUGCAGAAACCCCUGUUUUUUUCCCUGAAGAAAUCGGCUUUUUUUAAGCUGUGAAAGAUGGCAGCGGGACUCUCCAACGGCGCCAAUAUCAUGAGCAAUGGCUUCAAGGCACUAACGAUGUUAGCAAAGGCAAAAGUUGAGUUAUAUAGAAGAGUGGAGGGCAAAAGGGUAUUGUUGGUUCUCGACAAUAUCACAGAAGAAUGUAUAGAGGAAGUGGUGUACUAUCUUAAGGCAGACAUUGGAAAAACAGCUGGAUCCUUUUGAGCGCUCGGAGUGGAGAUGUUCUAGCAAAGUAUUUCCAAAUAGAUAAGCAGUCAUGCAUGCACGUCCCAAGUCUUAAAGAGGAAGAGUCUAUAACAAUCUUGUUGGCAAGGGCGUUUCCAGUAGAGUCGACGUUAAGGGUAAAGGACACAGGUUUUGCUUCGAAGUGUGCAAAAAGAUGUUUGUUCAAGGAGAUCAGUUGUGACAAUGUUCCUAGAGCUCCAACAUUCCAUCCGUUGGCCUUGAAAGCUUUUGGCGGUUACCUCUUUAGCAAAUACGGUUCGAAUUUGUCAAAAUGGGCUGCUGAGAUAGAUGGGAUGGUAGACAGAGCCCUUGAUGGUUUGGAUGAAGUGUUCGCUGUGCUGGGCAAUGCUUUUGAUGACAUGCCUGCCAAAUACCGCACCAUAUUCAUCCUUCUCACUGUAUAUAUGCUGCCCAAUAUGUCUCUCGACAAAGUCAUUGAGUGGAUGGCAAUAAAUUGCAACGAAAAAAUCUCAUUUAUUGAAAAAGCAGUUCAGGAUCUACGUAAGAAGGCAUUUAUUGAAGAAUUUGAACCUGAAAUUCGCAUACAUGAUCUAUAUUUUGAGUUCGCUCAAAGCAAAGCAGAUAAAAUGGAGAAAUGGCUGUGGUGGAAGGACGUCGGCCGAUAUGAUCCACGUGGAUUAAUUUCAGAAGAUAAAGAGGGGUUCGAAUUAGCAAAGUUGGAGCAAUGUAUGUAUGAAACGAUCCAACCGGAUUACGUUGGGAAUCUUUUUGUGCUUUAGCUCGUAGAUGUGCAGAAUAUUAGCAAGCUUGAUUUGGGCCAAAUGAACAAGCUCAGAAGUAUCACAAUACCCGAUUGCAAAGUCCUGGAAGCACUUGACGGGAUGGAAAAGUUGCGUGACCUGUCGUGGCUUCAGAUAAUACGGGUAAAUCCAAUGUUUAAGCUUCCCGAUCUAAGCAGACUCAAAAGGUUGCAACACCUUGAGAUCGACAUUCCAGGCAGCCAGGUGCUCGAUCAGCUGGGAGAUCUUACCCAUUGUCCUCGGCUCAGAGAGGUUUAUAUUGUUUGUCCAUCUCUCUUGGAGUUCCCAAGGUUAAAGGGUAUGAAGCAUUUGGAGAAAGUGGAAUUUCGUUUGUGUGAUAAAGUCAAGGGGCCCCUCGACUGUACAGAUUGUGUGAAGCUUCAAAGUAUUGUCCUCAACCUUUGCUGCCAGAUGGCUGCCUCGCCGCUCCUCAAUGGAUGUAAGAAUCUAUCCAAGCUCAUUUUGUCAAAAUGUGAUGCAGUGACGGAUUCUCCAGUUGUAGAUGCGCCAAGUGCUUUAAAGACACUGGAGUUGUUCAUUUCAGCAAAAGCUGCUUCGGUGCCUCGAAAUUUAGAGUCCUUUUGCGAGCUGAAAAAUCUUCAACUAUGGAAUAUGAGGAAAUUAAUGAAGCUUCCGAGUUUCAAAAGACUAUCAAAUUUGACUGUCCUCGAACUUGUCAAGUGUGGUAUAACGGAGCCUCCGGAUCUUACAGGUUGUGACAGCUUAGAAGAUGUUUAUUUUUUCCAAUUAGAAAAUUUAGUGAGAUUUCCAAGCUUCUCCUCAGUAAGGGAGUUGAAGAAAUUAAGUUUAUGUAACUGCACCAGUGUUCAAGAUCCUCCCGAUAUCGAGGGAUGCCACAAAUUGCAGGUGUUUCAUCUUCUGUACAAUGAUUAUAUGAAAGGACUUCCAGAGAUGAAUAAGUGCGCACAAUUAGAGGAAAUCCAAGUGAGUUGGCAUUCUGCAGGUGAGGUCCAGUAUCGGGGAUUUAAUCCCUACAGUUGUCCAGCCAAUGACGAUCUUGAAUUUUGUCUGGAGCACUUUAAAGACGAGAAAUUUGGGAAGAUAGGUAAUGUAAGCGUGCCAGAAGCAUUGGAACAGUGGCAGUGGCUGAAGGGCAAGAGACUGCUGGUGAAACGGUAUUUCCGUGGACUACAGCUAUAUUACAAUCUCACAGCUCCCUAUGAAGAUGGACCGUCCAAGGAUUGCCAAAAAAAAAAUAUUAUUCUAGUAAAGAUGAAUGGCAAAGUGACGCUUUCCCCGACGAUGGCCAAAGACUCUCAAGAUCGUUGGUUGAAAAAAGUGGAAGAGUAUUUUGCUGCAUCUGCAAUUGUCACCUCAAAAAUAGUGAAAGGCAAUUUUGCGGUGAAGAACAUUGGGUUUGCAAUUGUCACCUCAAAACAACUGGAAAGGUAUUUUACUGUUGAGGACAUUAUGCCUACACUGGUCACCUCAAAAAAAGUGGAAGGGUAUUUUGCUGCGAAGGACAGUGCGCCCGCAAAUGUCACCUCAGAUGCAGCGAAUCCUAGACAUGAAAGGCCACAUAAAAUUGUAAUCUCUCGUUUACUUCAACCAUCCUCACAAAGGUAUCAUGUUCCUGCCAUGCAAGGAGCAGCACGCAUGUGCCAGGAGCUUGCAGAUCUUUUCAACACCGUUCGUCCAAAUAAAAAGGGAAUCCACAUUGCAGGAGUGUAUGGAAUGCCGGGCCAAGGGAAAACUACACUUGGCAAGACUUUUUGUAAUCUUAAUUUGUCAAAUUUUGAUGGCAAAGUAUGCCAUCUGGAAUUUUGUGGAGGUAAUAGAUUGCAGAGACAAAAACUUGCUCUGCAGUAUCUUACUCAUUGCGGUAAGUCUCAUCUCGAAUCGCUGACAAAGGAGGACGAGGCACGCCAAAGGUUGUAUGAAAGAGUGAGGGGCCAAAGGGUAUUAUUGGUUCUCGACAAUAUUACUCAAGACAGCAUUUGGGAAGUGAAAUAUCAUUAUCUUCGGGCAGACUUGGGAGAAAACAGCUGCGUCCUUUUGAGCGCACGAAGCGAAGAUGUACUAGCAAAGAAUUUCAAUACCAAUUCUGAGUCACGCAUGCGCAUCCCAGGCCUUGAAAAGGAAGAGGCGAUAGCAAUCUUGUUGGAAAGGACCUCUCUAAAGGAGUCAGCGUUUGGGGUAGAGAACAGAGGUUUUGCUUUGCACUGUGCAAACAGAUGUUCCUUCAAAGACAACAUUUGUGAUAUUGUUGGGGCGGCUCACGCAUUUCAUCCUUUAGCCUUAAAAACUUUUGCCCGACACCUCUUCAGUAAAUACGGUGCUCAUUUGUCCCAAUGGGUUGCUGAGGCAGAUGGCUUGGUAUUUGGAUCUGGUGAUGGAUUGAUUGACGUUUUCAUUGUGCUGGACAAAGCUUUUGAUUACAUGGAUCCAAGAUACCGUAUCAUAUUCAUGCUUCUCACUCUAUACUUUCAGCCUAUUAUGUCUCCCCUCAAAGUUAAUGAGUCGCUUGCAAUUACUUGCAUGGAAAAGAUCGAGUAUAUAGAGAAAGCAGUUCAGGAUCUACGGCAGAAGGGUUUUAUUGAAGAAAUUGAACCUGAAAUUCGCAUACACGAACUCUAUGUGGAGUUCGCUCAAAGCAAAGCAAGAAAGAUGAAGACAUGGCUGUGGUGUAACCGCGACCUGGUUACUUCAGAGUAUUGCCAGCAUUUAGAUCUGUCCACCAUUGGCGAUGAGUUUAUUAAAAAUCUAUGGGCUCUUGAGAUUGUAGAUGUGAAGACAAAGAAGAAUUGCCUUAAAUUCAGCUUGAUGAAACAUGUAUUUAGCGUCACUUUCCACAAUUGUGAAUAUCUGGAAGUUCUUGGAGGUAUGGAAAAUUUGCCAUACCCGGCGUUGCUUCAGGUAGGGAUGGUACCAGAUUUAAAAGUCUUGAAUUUAAGCAGCCUCUAUGCAUUACAAUAUCUUUAUAUAGACAUUGGAAACACCGGUGAGCUUGGAGAUCUUACCGGUUGUGUUUCUCUGAGAGAAAUUCAUGUUUUCUGUUCCUCCCUCUCGGAGUUCCCAGGAAUAAAUGGUUUGCAAUAUUUGGAGAAUGUGAGCUUUAAAUGGUGUGAUGAAAUGAUCGGUCCACUCAACUGCAGUAACUGCGUAAGGCUUCGAAGUAUUGUCGUCGAGAAUUGCUUUGAGAUAGCUCAGAUACCGUUGAUCGUUGGUUGUUCCAACAUAUCCAAAAUUGUUUUCAAGGGAUGCUACCCAGUAACAAAAAAUUCAUAUGAAGAUGAAUCAAGUGCUUUAGAGAUACAAGAGUUAUGCAUUUCAUCAGAAGAGGCUUCAGGGGCAAGGCACUCAGAGUGUUGUGAUGGAUUUAAGAACCCGCCCUUGUGGAAUAUCGUCAUAUCGAGGGAUGUUCCGAGUUUGAGACAUCUUUCAAAUUUGACUGUGCUCAAACUAUACAAGUGUGAUAUAAGUGAAGCACCGGAUAUUACAUAUUGCAGUAUGUUGGAGGAAGUUUACUUUUUCACAUUGGAAUAUUUAAAAAGAUUUCCCAACUUCUCUUCAUUGAGGAAGUUGAAGAAAUUAUGUUUAUGUAAUUGCAGGAGGGUUCAAGCUCCUCCCGAUAUCGGGGGUUGCCAGGGAUUAAGGGUUUUUCAUCUACUCUACAACGAUGUUAUGGAAAAGCUUCCACAGAUGGAUGGGUGUCCACUAUUAGAGGAAAUCAAACUCAGUUGGCAUUCGUCGUCGGGGAAGGCAGUGGAUUCACGACAAGACAGACUUGAAUCUUAUAAGUCUAGAUACAACAGCUUCUUAGAUGACAAUCUCGAAUUUCCUCCGGAUAACCAGCAAGGCAAGAUCUUUAGGAACUUAAAAAAGGAUGUUUUUGUGCCGGUGAAAAUAAAACACUGGCAGUGGAUACAGGACAAGACAGUGCAGGUGAAGCAGUAUUCUCGUGGAUUGAAGGAUUAUUAUUGUAUCACAGCUCCGUAUGUACCAUAGGAUGAAAAAUCUCCAAAUGGUGACACUCUUGAGCAAGCUAUCAUUCCCACGGCAAGUGCCAUCCAUUGAGGUUUUAGUACCGAUUUUAAAUGCUUUAUAUACCCAAACAAGCUGGGCAGGGGUAAGCUUAAUGUUUUAAUUUUAAUUCUCAAUAUAUAAUGUUUCUUUGCUUAUUC
Molecule: messenger RNA, 5575 nt
Organism: Cryptomeria japonica (Japanese cedar)
Lineage: Eukaryota; Viridiplantae; Streptophyta; Pinopsida; Cupressales; Cupressaceae
Exons: 7
Coding region: 1452-5399 (1315 amino acids)
Biological process (GO): defense response
Molecular function (GO): ADP binding
Source: RefSeq, a predicted model, not a curated record